Messenger RNA from Iphiclides podalirius (scarce swallowtail), 861 nucleotides. The record is from the annotation of a GenBank genome assembly. Lineage: Eukaryota; Metazoa; Arthropoda; Insecta; Lepidoptera; Papilionidae.
AUGUUACUUCUAUUUCUUUUUAAUAAUUUUAACAAUCUGAAGAAUCCGUCUAAAAAGUACUUCAAAAGAGGAGAGCUUAUUGCAAAGGAACAAGAAGAUUAUUUUAAGAAGUAUGGUGUUAAAGUGGAGGAGACUCUAAAUGAUGACUCUGUAAAAAAUGAAGAUAAUGCAAAAAAAUUGGAAAACGAGUCUGAGCAAAAUGAUAGUGCAACUCUGCCUCGAACUGAAGUUAUUAAAAGACUGAGGGAAAGAGGUCACCCAAUAAUUUUGUUUGGUGAAAAUGAAGUUCAGUCAUUUAGACGACUUAGACGAAUAGAAAUCCAAGAACCUGAAGCAAAUAGAGGUUUGAGAAAUGAUUUUCAAGAAGCAAUGGAAAAAGUGGAUCAAGCUUAUCUUAAUGAAAUCUUAGCAUUAGGAACACAAAAUGAUAAUGAUAAAGGUCACAAAGAAGAUGACUUGGAUGACUCCAUUACCUAUGAAUUCAUUCAAGAAAUGGCCAAAACUAUGGGCCAAGGAGACAGAAAUCAUGAUAUGACUGUUAUUAUGACAUUAUUGCAGUUUCUUCUAAAAAUGUGGGGUCAGCAACUGAAUUCAGCAACAGCUGCCGAGAAAACUUCAGUUAAACACAAAAUGGCAAGAGCAACAUACACACAAACACAAGUGUACCUUAAGCCACUUACUAGAAAAUUAAAGAAAAAGUCAUUACCGGAAGAUAUUUGCGACAGCUUAAUGGAAAUCACAAAGCAUCUAUUGGAAAGAAAUUAUAUAAUGGCUAGUGAUGCAUAUCUUCAAAUGGCAAUUGGAAAUGCACCAUGGCCCAUUGGCGUGACUAUGCAUAAAAGUAGAUUUUAUGAAGCUGUU